This is a messenger RNA of Drosophila busckii, 1839 nucleotides long. RefSeq names its product UNC93-like protein. Bases 127 to 1650 code for a protein of 507 amino acids. NCBI's taxonomy places the organism in Eukaryota, Metazoa, Arthropoda, Insecta, Diptera, Drosophilidae. The record is from RefSeq and is a predicted model, not a curated record. The transcript is spliced from 7 exons. Gene Ontology annotation, biological process: regulation of potassium ion transport; regulation of muscle contraction. Gene Ontology annotation, cellular component: striated muscle dense body; plasma membrane. Gene Ontology annotation, molecular function: potassium channel regulator activity.
GCGUACAGACUUUAGUUCAGUUUUAAUUGCGCUCGCCAGCGCGACAGUUCGAUACGCGAAGAAGCGACUGAAGCACAAAUUUUGAGACAGCUUAAGUUUAUUGCAGUUGAGUUGCGUGCAAACAAUAUGGUGGUCACUAGCGAUGCCCACACCGAAGAGCUGGCUCUGCAGUCGGCCAAUGGCAAUUCGGGCGUGCCCGCCACUGUGCUGCCAGCGGGAGCUGCAAAUGGCGAUGGCAAACUUAAUCAGCGCCAGUACGAGCCGCGGGAGCGCUUGAUUAUAACCAAAAAUGUUGUGGUCAUCGGUCUGGCGUUCAUGAUACACUUCACGGCAUUUCACGGCACAUCGAAUCUGCAGAGCUCGGUGAAUGCGGACAAGGCUCUGGGCACCACCACACUGGCCGUCAUCUAUGGCUCGCUCAUCCUGUCGAACAUAUUUUUACCCAUGACGGUGAUUAGUUGGUUUGGCUGCCGCCUGACCAUGGCGCUCGCCUUGUUUGCCUAUAUGCCGUAUAUAGCGGCGCAGUUUUAUCCGCGCUUCGAGACGCUCAUUCCGGCCGCCUUGAUGGUUGGCUUUGGUGGCGGUCCCUUGUGGUGCAGCAAGUGCACGUAUCUGUCCACAGUUUCGGAGGCGCUGACUCAAGUGCGUGGCAAUGGCUCACGCAAGGAUGUGAACACUGUGAAGUUCUUUGGACUCUUCUUCAUCUUCUAUCAAAUGGCGCAGGUUUGGGGCAAUCUCAUUUCAUCCUCUGUGCUCACGCUGAGUGGUGGCGCGCCAACAACACCCGCCAAUGGCAGUCUCGAGCUGGAGGCCAGCAUAAGUCGCGUGGGUGAGCUGUGCGGCGCUCGCUUCUGUCCAGGCGUCAACGCUGAAGUGAAUCCCAAUCUGGUGCCGCCCGCGCCCGAGCAGAUUCAGCUGCUCAAUUCCAUUUUCCUCAUGUGCAUGGCCAGCGCUGUGGUCUUGAUGAUCUUUGGCGUUAGCUCCUUGAAGCGUUAUGGCGUGAAGCGUGGCGAUACUGGCGAUGGCAUCUCUGGCCUCAAGCUGCUGACAGUGACCAUCAAUUUGUUGCGCAAACGCCGCCAGAUACUUAUGCUGCCCAUAACCAUGUUCAUUGGCCUGGAGGAGGCCUUUCUAGCUGUGGAUUUCACGCGCUCAUUCGUUGCCUGCGGUUGGGGCAUAUCGAAAAUUGGUUUCGCCAUGAUUUGCUUUGGUGUGGCCAAUGCCGCGGCGGCGGGUCUGGCCGGUGCGCUGGUGGCGCGCAUUGGACGCGUGGCCUUAGCUGCGGCAUGUGCUGUGCUCAAUCUCUGCCUGCUCGCCUACAUGUACAGCUGGGAGGCACGCGAGGGUGACUACUUGCGCUAUUGCGCUUUUGCGGCCGUUUGGGGUAUUUGCGAUGGCGUCUGGCUGGUUGUAGUCAACGCGUUCUAUGGCAUUCUGUUUCCGAAUCAUCUGAUUGCCGCUUAUAGCAACUUCCGUUUAUGGGAGAGCACAGGUUCGGUUAUCGGUUACGUCAUCAGUUCGCAGCUCUGCACGUCCACCAAGCUGGUUAUACUCAUGUGUGUCAUGUUGGUUGGCUGCGUGGGUUACGGACUUAUAGAGUAUCGUGUCUGGCAAAAGAAAAAGACAUUGGAGGCCAUGCUGAGUGAUUGAAGUGGGCAGCGUCUUCUCUUUCGACCAAUUGCCAGCUAACUCUUUGUACUUCUUGUGAUAUUGCCAGCUCUUCUUAUUAAAAAUACAAUAAGCUACUUUUCUAUAUCUAAGAUUCACGCCAAUUCAAGUAUAUUAAACUUUAAGUGCUUACACGUAUACUUAAUAUAAGCAGUACAUUUUCUAAAUAUA